Messenger RNA from Seminavis robusta, 1633 nucleotides. Lineage: Eukaryota; Bacillariophyta; Bacillariophyceae; Naviculales; Naviculaceae. The record is from the annotation of a GenBank genome assembly.
AAAAUAACUGUAGAGAUGGCCGAAAUACUUCACUUCGCUAGAGGUGGCCACAAUUUCAAUCGAAAUCAAAACUCGCUACUUUUCUGCGAGGCAUGGUUUUGAUGCGUUCGCUGAUGUAUGGAUGUUACCAUUUUGAUUGCGACUUUGAAAUCAAGCGAAAUUGAAACCUAAUCUAAAAUCAAACGAAGGGAAGUCUUCAAAGAUCUUUCAUCUGAAUGUUUCGCAUUCAUCUUUAGCACAAAUACGGGGCGUAGUCAUCUUUUUCAAGACGUACAAUCAACAAUCAACAUUGCACUUAUCUCUCCGCUUAGUCAAUUGUCUCUCUACACAUCGAACAGUAUAAUACAAUGAUCAUAGACAAUGGAAAUAGCAUGAAUCCCACGGCUUCGUUCGUUGGUAAUCCGAGGCGCAAGGCUUUCGCGGAUAUCACUAAUGCAAACCAAGGCAUUUCCUCAAAAAGCAACAAUCUCAAGGGAAAGUCUGCCUUCAUACUGCCUACAAAGCGAGAACCGACCAUACGGAAUGUGUUUGGAAUCCAGGAACCCAGCAACAAUACCCACGCCAUCGCCACUGGUUCGAGCUGCAUCCCCAGUGAUAUCAACGUCCCUACCAAAGCGUCAGGUGUUUUUCUUGGUCAGUCCUCCAGUUUGCAGCUGGGUGUCCCUCGCUAUCAGCAGAGUCGACGAGUGACGGACAUCGACGAACGCGACAAAGACGACGAGCUUGCUGUUUCGGAGUAUGCCGCUGAUAUCUACUCUCAUUUCAAGGUGCAGGAACGCACAAUGACCCACGUCCCUCCCCACUUUAUGGCAAUGCAGCCUCAGAUUACUGAAGAAAUGCGCGGGGUUCUAGUUGAUUGGUUGGUGACCCUCCAAUUCAGCUUCCGGCUCGGGAGUGAAACGCUGUAUCUUGCUGUGAAUCUUACCGACCGAUACUGUAGUGUCAACGAAGUACCGCGAAGCACGCUGCAGCUGGUCGGGGCCACUGCGCUAUUCAUCGCGUCCAAGUAUGAGGAAGUUUCCCGCGCUCUGUGGGUUAACGACCUUGUCGCCAUUUGUGAUAAUCUGUACUGCCGACAAGAGUUCGUCAAGAUGGAGACACAAAUCCUCAGUGCCCUGGGAUUCAAGAUAUCGGCCCCGACGGCCUUCUCAUUUCUGCCUCGCUACCUCAAGGCUGGACAUGCCGACCAGAACCUUGCUCAACUUGCCGCAUACGUCUUGGAAGAGACACUCUUGAGCUACCCCUUGCUCACCUACCUACCAAGCCAACUUGCUGCUGCUUCGGUUCUUAUCGCCCGCAAUGCUACCGGACGGAAACCUUGGAGCCCCACCUUGUUGAAAUAUGCAGAGUAUCGUGAAGAGCAGGUUGUUCCUGUUGCACGCGCCAUUCUCAAAGAGAAGGACCAUCUUCCCGGUAUUACGAGCGUGUACAAGAAAUACAGCUCACGACGCUUUGGACGUGUCGCUGAGAUUGAUGUGUCUCUAUCUGAGAUCAUCGGAGCAUGGUAAAGCUAUUGACGACGAAUAAACACGGAAGAAUGCUAGCUGCCUAGGAUUGGAUCGGGGCGUCCAUUAGCUAGACCUAUGGCUCAAUGCCUUCAAUUAAUUUCAUAACACAACGCCUGAGCUCUCUC